Messenger RNA from Boleophthalmus pectinirostris (great blue-spotted mudskipper), 1182 nucleotides. Its product is annotated as probable G-protein coupled receptor 179. The record is from RefSeq and is a predicted model, not a curated record. Lineage: Eukaryota; Metazoa; Chordata; Actinopteri; Gobiiformes; Gobiidae. The transcript is spliced from 5 exons. The coding region runs from base 1 to 1182 and encodes 393 amino acids.
AUGGUUGCACAGUCACAAGAGAAAAUUGCAAGUGUAUGUCCAUGGGAGAGCCAAGAAAAGUUGCCAAGUCAAGAAGCAACUUAUGCAAAUGUUUGCCCAUGGGAAACUGAAGAAAGUGUGAAACUUAACAUUGUACAAAAACAAGAUAGCAGUAGUAGAGGCAAUAUUUGUCCUUGGGAUACUCAAGAUGCAAAAGUUUUUAAAAAGCAAGACAGUUCUAAUCGUGCUAAUGUAUGUCCUUGGGAAACUGAAGAACCAAGUAUAGUUAAACAAGAUAGUGGUGGAAGUAAAGACACAAGGAUGGUGAAAAAGCAAGAUAGUACCACUAGCAGUAGAGUUGAUGUUUGUCCGUGGGAGGUACAGGAGCCCAAAGUGGUCAAAAAGCAAGAAAGCGUUAGAGCUGAUGUAUGUCCAUGGGAGGAGGAAGAGUCUCAAGAACCCAAAGACGUCAAAAAACAGGAUAGUAGAGCUGCUGUAUGUCCAUGGGAAAGUGAAGAACCGCAAGUUGUCAAGAAGCAAGACAAUAGUAGGGCUGAAGUAUGCCCGUGGGAAAGUGAAGAACCACAAGUGCUCAAAAAACAAGAAAGUGGUGCUAGAUCUGAUGUUUGUCCAUGGGAAAGUGAAGAUCCAAAAAUUGUCAAAAAGCAAGACAGUGGUAGCCGGACAGUUUGUCCAUGGGAAAGUGAGGAACCAAAAGUACUUAAAAAACAAGAAAGUAGUAGUAGUGCUAGGGGCGAAGUUUGUCCUUGGGAAAUACAAGAUUCUGAAGUGAAAAAGCAAGAUAGUGGUGGUCGAGUAGAUGUAUGUCCAUGGGAGAUGGAAGAACAAAUUGUAACUCCAAGAAAGGAUAGUAGUGGUGGGGAGGUGCGUUCAAGAACCCAUUCAGUAACGUCUCGGACUCUAUCUGUGAGCGACUCUCCCAAAAUUCAUGGAAGAAGUAGCACAGGGGAGGUUUCACCAGAGCAUGGAGGAGCAGAAGAAGAGGGGAAAGCGAAUCUUGCUUUGGGACGAAGAGAUGCCCUUUGUCCUUGGGACAUGAGCAGAAGUAGGUCUGGAUCCUUCACGGAUAACACGUCAGAUGUAUUCACGUGGGAGCCAGAAAAUAUACCUGAAGAGGAGGAGGAGGAAGAUGGAGAUGCAGAGUCAGCUGCAGAGGCACUUGUGUUCCCACCUGAUUUGUGA